Gastrolobium bilobum is the source of this 1464-nucleotide messenger RNA. RefSeq names its product NADH-cytochrome b5 reductase-like protein. Bases 78 to 1049 code for a protein of 323 amino acids. The record is from RefSeq and is a predicted model, not a curated record. Gene Ontology annotation, molecular function: cytochrome-b5 reductase activity, acting on NAD(P)H. Lineage: Eukaryota; Viridiplantae; Streptophyta; Magnoliopsida; Fabales; Fabaceae. The transcript is spliced from 13 exons.
GCUUAAACUUAAACCCUGGUUGCUAAGGUUGUGGAAUCUGUGCCUUCCUUCACCAGUAUCCCCAUUUCUGAACUGAAAUGGCAGCUUUCUUGAGGAGGGUUGUUAGGGCCACUCCGAUCGCAUCAUUCAGUGGCCAAUCCAAGUCCUCUUACACUAAUUUCCGGUUACCCUUUACUGCUAUUGCCGCCAUUUCCGGCGGAGUCUCCUACCUUUACUACUGUUCCUCUCCCAACCUGGUUCAUUCGCAACAAGUAGAAGAGGAAAGUAAAAAUAUUGCACUUGUUCCGGAGAAAUGGGUCGAAUUUAAGUUGCAAGACACUGCCAGGGUUAGUCACAAUACCCAUUUAUUCAGGUUUUCAUUUGAUCCCACUCAGAAGUUGGGUUUGGAUGUUGCUUCUUGCAUUCUCACAAGGGCUCCAUUUGGAGAAGAUGCUGAAGGAAAACCAAAAUUUGUUAUACGUCCGUAUACUCCUAUAUCAGAUACAGAAUCCAAGGGAUAUUUUGAUUUGUUAAUCAAGGUGUAUCCUGAAGGAAAAAUGAGCCAGCAUUUUGCAAGCUUAAAACCAGGUGAUGUUGUUGAAGUGAAAGGGCCCAUUGAAAAGAUCAGAUAUACUCCUAAUAUGAAGAAGCAUAUUGGCAUGAUUGCUGGCGGCACAGGAAUUACUCCUAUGCUUCAGGUAAUUGAGGCUAUAUUGAAGAAUCCUGAUGACAAAACUCAGAUAUCAUUGCUUUAUGCUAAUGUGUCCCCAGAUGACAUACUGCUUAAACAGAAGCUUGACAUUCUAGCAACAAGCCACCCAAACUUAAAGAUAUUCUACACUGUAGAUAGUCCAACAAAAAAUUGGAAAGGAGGGGCAGGUUACAUAUCAAAGGAUAUGGUUGUGAAAGGCUUACCCGGUCCUAGUGAUGAUACUCUUAUACUUGUGUGUGGACCCCCUGGGAUGAUGAUAAAUGUAUCUGGUGAAAAGGCCAAGGACUGGUCACAAGGAGAGCUUUCUGGCAUACUCAAGGAGGCUGGAUACACCGAACAAAUGGUUUACAAAUUUUGAGAAAUUUAGGUUUCUAGCAUCUUAAGCAAGCAUGCCAAACCCUAAUCGCUGCAGAAUUUCUAGACUGAAAUGGUUUUCUGAAGAAAAACAGUUGGCUGCGGAUGAAAAUUCGAACAUUAAAUAAAUCUAGAAUUGCUGAGGAUACAGAAUAAUUGAUUGUUUAAGUGUCUUUUGAAUUUUCACAAUUUUGUGGAUAUUUUAACCAUGCGGUUGUAUAGCAUGGAUGUCAAUAAAGGGUAUCUCAUGUGGGGGUAAACUUAAUCCUCCCAAUCACUUUUCUAAUGAUUUCUGAAGAGUAAACUACGCCAUCCUUGUCUUGAAAGGUUUGAAAGGGGAGGUUUAUCUAAUAACUCUACACUUUGGAGUUUGGACGUUAGUGUAAUUGAAGAAGGGAGUGAGUGUACUUUAGACAAAA